Messenger RNA from Cicer arietinum (chickpea), 2315 nucleotides. Its product is annotated as pentatricopeptide repeat-containing protein At1g62260, mitochondrial. The record is from RefSeq and is a predicted model, not a curated record. Lineage: Eukaryota; Viridiplantae; Streptophyta; Magnoliopsida; Fabales; Fabaceae. Gene Ontology annotation, molecular function: RNA binding; protein binding. Gene Ontology annotation, biological process: RNA modification.
CUCACUCUAUUAUGCAUAUGAAUGAAACAGCAGAGAAAGGACUAAGGAUUUCAUGUUUGCAAGGACUACCGAGCUUCUAUAGUUUAUUAAGGGUUCGAGUAACAAGAAGCUUCUGGAAUUCACCAACGAGCUUAGCGACACGGGAUUCCACUCCGUUUCUAAUUUCAUUCAGAUACUCCAGUCUCCAUUCUUCAUUGUCCAGUGAGUGAAGAAAGCACACCAACUAUUCGACGUUUUGCUUCUGUGGCCAUUUUUCACAUUUUGGGCUGCAAAAAAGGCUAAAAGGAUACUACUGCAAUAAGCUGUGUCUCAGUUUUCUCUGUUUCGGCAAUGUCAACUUUGUAUGGUACUCUGAGGAUCAGAAGAAACAUACUCCAACUUGCUCCUCGUAUACGUGCCUUUUCUUCUCAAACCAAAACCAACGACACAAUAAAACAGUUACUUUACCAAUGCAACAAAAAGAUUUCCCAUUUGAUUCGAACUGGUAGAUUAACCGAAGCGAGGUCAUUCUUCGAUUCCAUUACUAACCGAAACACAGUUACAUGGAAUUCCAUGAUCACUGGUUAUGUUCAACGGAGAGAGAUUUCAAAAGCACGCCAACUGUUUGAUGAAAUGCCCGACAAGGAUAUUGUGUCUUGGAACCUCAUCAUUUCGGGUUACUUUUCCUGCCGUGGAAGCAGGUUUGUAGAAGAAGGUAGAAAGCUGUUUGAUCAAAUGCCCCAAAGGGAUUGUGUCUCUUGGAACACUGUCAUCAGCGGCUACGCCAAGAAUGGAAGGAUGGAUCAAGCUCUUGAGAUUUUUAAUUCUAUGCCGCAACGGAAUGUUGUGUCAUCCAAUGCUUUGAUAAAUGGGUUCUUGUUGAAUGGUGACGUGGAUUCUGCUGUUGGAUUUUUUAGGACUAUGCCAGAGAGGGAUUCGGCUUCGCUUAGUGGUCUUAUAUCUGGACUUGUUAGGAAUGGUGAGUUGAAUAUGGCUGCUUGGAUUUUGAUUGAGUAUGGGAAUGAGGGUAAUGAGAAAGAUGAUUUGGUGUAUGCUUAUAAUACUUUGAUUGCAGGGUAUGGUCAGAAAGGUAUGGUUGAAGAGGCGCGGUGCCUUUUUGACGGGGUCAUGAGUGAUGGAAAUGAGGGUCGAGGGAGAUUUAGGAGAAAUGUCGUAUCAUGGAAUUCGAUGAUGAUGUGUUAUGUGAAAGCAGGAGAUGUUGUCUCUGCCAGGGAACUCUUUGAUAGGAUGAUGGAGCGGGAUGUUUGUUCCUGGAACACCAUGAUCAGUGGCUAUGUUCAAAUAUGUAAUAUGGAAGAGGCUUCAAAGCUUUUCUCAGAAAUGACGAGUCCUGAUGAACUUUCAUGGAAUUCAAUAAUAUCUGGGUUUGCGCAGAUUGGUGAUUUGAAACGUGCUAAAGAGUUCUUUGAGAGGAUGCCCCGCAGAAACCUGAUCUCGUGGAACUCGCUAAUAGCUGGCUACGAGAAAAACGAAGACCAUAAGGGUGCUAUUGAGCUAUUUUCUCGGAUGCAGCUUGAGGGUGAGAGGCCAGAUAAACACACUUUGUCUUCAGUUCUCAGUGUGUGUACUGGAUUGGUGGAUCUUUACCUUGGUAAGCAGAUACAUCAGCUUGUCACUAAGACUGUUAUUCCUGAUUUGCCGAUAAAUAAUUCUCUCAUUACCAUGUACUCGAGAUGUGGGGCAAUUGGUGAUGCACGCGCAGUGUUUAAUGAGAUGAAACUUUGUAAAGAUGUGAUAACUUGGAAUGCAAUGAUUGGAGGUUAUGCAUUUCAUGGCUUUGCUGCAGUGGCUCUCGAGCUUUUUGAACGGAUGAAGAGGCUUAAAAUUAAACCUACCUAUAUAACCUUUAUUUCGGUUUUGAACGCGUGUGCUCAUGCAGGAUUAGUUGAAGAAGGGAGGAGGCAAUUCAAUUCCAUGAUUAAUGACUAUGGCAUUGAACCUCGGGUUGAACACUUUGCCUCCCUUGUGGACAUCCUGGGACGGCAGGGUCAACUUCAAGAGGCUAUGAAUUUGAUCAAUAGCAUGCCAGCUAAACCCGAUAAGGCUGUCUGGGGUGCACUACUAGGGGGUUGUAGAGUGCAUAAUAAUGUAGAAUUGGCCCAAGUAGCUGCCAAAGCUUUGAUCGGUCUUGAACCAGAAAGUUCAGCUCCUUAUGUGUUGUUAUAUAAUAUGUAUGCUGAUUUAGGACAAUGGGAUGAUGCCGAUAGAGUGAGAAUGUUGAUGGAAGAAAAAAACAUCAAGAAGCAUGCAGGGUAUAGUUGGUAGAUUCUACCAAUCGACAAUGAUAAGUUUCCAUUUUAGAAAGACUUCAAUCA